CGCAUAUAUAUAUUUCCAUUGAUUACUGCACAACAUUUAUAUUGAGAUAGAAAAUAAACGGCGGAGGAGUUAGCUAAGCUAAAUGGCGGCGAAUAGGGCGGAGAUUGACACGAGUGCGCCUUUCCGGUCAGUCAAAGAGGCGGUGAUGCUGUUCGGCGAGAGGGUUCUCGCCGGCGAGGUCUAUGCCAACAAACUCAAAGAGAUGGAAGACAAGGCGAGGACCAAGUACGACCAUGGUACGGUCGCGUAUGAGCUCGAGGGGACGAAACAAAGCCUCAAAAAAGCUCGGGAGGAGACGGUCCACAUGGCUCGUUCCCUCUCCUCAUUACAAGCAGAACUCGAGCAAACCAAACGAGAGCUCGAGAAGUUGAAGGCCCGCACUCUGCAUCCCGAGGAGGCAGAGGACCUCAAGUACGUUGAGGAAUUUGUGAACGAGCGAGUGAAAACCGAGACAAUGCUCGUCGUGCCUAGUAAUGACCGUGGGACCCAUGGAAGUCAUGUUGAGAAGAAAUGCGUGUCAUUCGCGAAUCGUUUGCCGGUGGUUCACGUGGUGGUGCCGCCGCCGUCCGGAGAGGCGGCCGUGCUCGGGAGGCACCCGUCGGUCAAGAAGAAGAAGAAUAAGCCACUCAUUCCCUUUAUUGGAGGGAUUUUUUCGAAGAAGAGUUUGGCUUGAGUGAGAUUGAGGAAAAUUCGCAGUUUAGGUCCACUAAUACUUUAGCGUGUUUCUAUUUUGGUCCAAUAACUUGUUGGAAUUCUAAAUUGGUCCAUUAAUUCUUCAAAUUUAGCCAACUUGGUCCAAUUUCUAUCCGAACACCGAAGUUUGGUAGUUAUUUGGUCCAAAAUUGGUCUAAUAAUUCUUAAAUUUAAAUUGAGUAAAAUUUAAUAAUUAUUAGACCAAUUUCAAACCUCAAUAAGUUAUUGGGUAAAAAUAAAAAAUACUAUAAACUAGUGGACUAAAACUGUGAUAUUUUUCGUGACAUUGAUGUAAUAAAGAGGCUUUUGUUGUGUUGUUGCUGUUUUGGAUGGAGGGAAUGCUCAAUCUUUUUUGGGUACUAUUGUUGGUACUUGGUAGAAUAAGAUUGUGUAUUUUUGUAUGCAAUAGUAUGUCUAUAGAAUCAUAAUCAUUGUUACACUAAAGUUAGCUAGGUUUAAUAGCUA
Striga asiatica is the source of this 1158-nucleotide messenger RNA. The record is from the annotation of a GenBank genome assembly. NCBI's taxonomy places the organism in Eukaryota, Viridiplantae, Streptophyta, Magnoliopsida, Lamiales, Orobanchaceae.